This is a messenger RNA of Acanthaster planci (crown-of-thorns starfish), 1558 nucleotides long. RefSeq lists its product as uncharacterized. NCBI's taxonomy places the organism in Eukaryota, Metazoa, Echinodermata, Asteroidea, Valvatida, Acanthasteridae. The record is from RefSeq and is a predicted model, not a curated record.
CAUCUGAGCGGAUGUGCAAUUCCCUGAGCGUGGACAACUCGUGAAACUUGAACAGUUUCUGAGACUGACCACAUUGCAUGCUGCAUGGCUCGUCCAGCCUGAUUCGCGAAGAAAUUUACGACUCACUUGAGUACCGUUCUCAUGACUCCCAAGAAUAUUGUCUUGGAGGAAAAAUUAUUGCUUAACUGGCAGGACUUACGCUGUCGUUUCGCUGUCGUUUUGCCCGCAACGCCAAGCUCGGUAAAUAUGAUUCUGUGAAAGGAAACUGUGAGGAUCAUCAUGGCGUUCCAUGCAUACACAAACCCCGCAGACAGGAGGCCAUGCAUCCGCAGCAUGUCUGCUGGGUCUGGUCAGAGCAGCGGCAAAGUCCCGUGUUCAUGUAGCGACAAGGAAGUUGAUGCGUUACCCAAACUGCCCUCCAUUCCUAGCUGGCUCUGCACUGGUGGUAAAUGUACUGGCAACCUGACAACCAUUUCCCCACUCGUCACCUCGACCGUCACCACCCUGGUGACUUUGACCCCUCCUCCAGCUCUCGAUUCCUGUAGUUGGGUGUGGUGCCUGUUCCUGUUGCUUCUCCCGUUGUCUGCUGUCGUCACGUACAGCGUGUACAAAUACAGUUUUCCGUCUCCUGUAACUUCCAAGACGUCAAACAAUGUCGAUGAAGACUCUGCAGAUCCACUCUCCGACACUGUCUUGAGGUAUGAAGAGCUACCGGUAGUCAUCCCGUUGACAAAUUCGCGUUACGCAAGCAAUGCAGAGGACGUAACUGGGACGCACGGGGCCGGAGACGCGGCGAGCGGACAGUUAAACCCCGAGGAGGCAGACGAAUUCAGCCCCGAGGCAGAGACUGAAGAGGCUGCAAAAAUUCUCGGGGGAAAAGUUGAUACCAAAGAUGUGGACUGUUCUUCUGCCUCCUGAAGGGAAUUAGCAAUUGGCUGAUUUUGACUGUUCCAAACACCGAGCUGUUUGUUAAAUAUCAGUAGUAUAUUAACAGUUUUUUACCGUAGAGACGGGGGUACACAAAUAGAACAAUUGCUUCUUGGUUGCUAAAAGAUGGAUUUUGAUGAGUUUGUUUUUUUCUUUGGGAAUUGUAUUCUUGACGUGAGAAUAUGCAGCAUGAUAACUCGUAUAGAUGUGAUAGAUUAACUUCAAGAUUAAAAUGGGAUUUUUAAACAGCAUUCUCCGAUGUUUUACAAGUAAUCGUGUAAAAGCUAAUUUCUGUUGGGAAGUCCCUUAACUGUUUAUUUGUUAGUCUUGUCCGUCGAAAAUAAUCUACUUAGUUGUAGGCCUACUUCAAACUAUAAUAAGGCACGCUGUAUCUUUUUACGUAAUAAACUCCUAUCAUGCAUAGUGCGUAGGUCUGAGUACUUGAAACCUUGAUUAUUUUCCUGUUCCUAGCAGCAAUGUUAUGCAGCACUCCGACAACAGUUCUAUCUAGUCUCUCUAAAGAAAUUUAAAAAAAAUGUGCUUCCGGUAGCAGUGGAAUACGCUCAGUUUUUAAAUUGUUUUGUUAUGAUAUUAGUAUAUUGAAAUAAAAGCUUACAACGACGUAAAUCGA